CUUUAAAGCUUCUAUUGUGCUUGUAUCAAUUAGAUAGAAAUAAAGGAAAUCUAGAAGAGGAGCAAAAUGUUCUUGAAACUUCUCACAAUCGCCUUACUUGCCACCAUCGUGGCAUCUCAGCUCACUUCUGACCAACAACAAGAAGAAGAGAGAAUCUUCAACAUUUGGCUCAAGAAGCAUGGAAUUGAAGUUCCACAAAAUGCUGAUUUCAAUAAAUGGAAAUCAAAUGUCAUCAAGCAGUACCGUAAAAUUGAAACACAUAAUUCCGAUUUCCGUAAAGGCGUUGCACUUUUUGAACGUGAAAUUAAUCACUUUUCUCACAUGUCACCUGAAGAAUUUAAAGCUUCGUUGAUUGGUUUUGAUAAGCCAAAGGAUGAUUAUGGUCUGUUGCCAGUCGUUACAGCUGACGCUACAAAGAACCUUCCAGAUUAUUGGAAUUGGAAUGACAAAGGUAUCGUCCAUAAAGUUCAACAACAAGGAGGCUGUGGAAGUUGCUAUGUUUUUGCCACAAUUGGUGUUAUUGAAGCUCAUGCUUGCUUGUACAACAACAUUUGUGAAAAGCUUUCAGAACAAGAAGGUUUAGAAUGCAGUGACACUGGAUGUAAUGCUGGAAAAGAUGAAUACAUCUACACAUAUACCCAACAAAAAAGUGGAGCUACAUACGGAAACUAUACAUAUGAAGCUAAACAAGUCAACACAUGUGAUGCUGCUGAUUCUCGUCCACGUGUUCCUGGAACAAAAGUCACUGGAUGGCAACGAAUGCCACCAGAUGCAGAGACAAUCAGGUUCUACCUUUACAACAAUGGUCCAAUGUACGUCAUCUUUGAUAUUCAUGAAAACUUCAAGGAAUAUAAGAGAGGAAUCUACUCAUUUACUGAAGGACCUGCACUUGGUUGCCAUUGUGUUCUUUUGGUUGGUUACGGGACUGAAAAUGGUGUUGGAUAUUGGAUCUUUAAAAAUUCAUGGGGACCAGGCUUCGGUGAAGGCGGCUACUUCCGUGUCAAGAGAGGCGAAAAUAUUGCAAAUACUGAAGCAUACUAUCCAUCAUAUCCAGUUUUGGAUGCAGUGACAAAGGCUUAAAGAUGCAAGCAAAAAUGAAAAUUUCUGUGAUAUAAAAAAAAGUUUUUGGAUUUUUUUAAAAAAAAAUUGUGGAAAAUAAUUUUUUGUGGAUUUAGAAACGAAAAAAAUUGUUUAAUAAAAGUU
Messenger RNA from Chironomus riparius, 1203 nucleotides. NCBI's taxonomy places the organism in Eukaryota, Metazoa, Arthropoda, Insecta, Diptera, Chironomidae. The record is from the annotation of a GenBank genome assembly.